Molecule: messenger RNA, 1968 nt
Organism: Aureobasidium musti
Lineage: Eukaryota; Fungi; Ascomycota; Dothideomycetes; Dothideales; Saccotheciaceae
Source: the annotation of a GenBank genome assembly
AUGCGUCUAGCCGCUCUGAAACGUCUUGACAAACACAUCAAUCCAGACGACUUGUCAGCCACACUCGAAGCACAUCGAAAUGCGAAUCGCGCUUCCGUCAUUCGUACAGUUUCCACCGAACGAAUCGACCCUGACAUUGUACGCCCUUCUUUCAUAGAGAAUCGAGCGCCCAUCAGGCGGGUAUUGGCCAAACGCUCUGCGGAAGAAGAAGAAGAGAAAGACAAACUUGAUCUGGGAGCCUUCUCUAAGCUUCAGAGAGACGCCUCCGACAAGGUAGAUGCUGGCGCUGCAUUUCAACUCCGGUCAUUGGAUAGAGUCGCCCAAGCCACAAAAAAGGCGGCAGAAAUCGAGUGGCAGCGAACCAGGACCAAGGAACAGUACCAGAAAUGGGUUGACUUCUUGACCAGGCACGAAGAUCCCCUGCAGCCAAUACCAGAAUACAAAGACGACGAUCGCGGUGCUUUCUUCACGACACUGCGUAGAGUCUUCGCCAUCAUUCGUGAAGAACAAGUCCGGCAAUCAACUACGAGGUUCGUUGACAAUCUAGCGCCUAAUGGUUUCUUGUCCUACUACGGCUUUGCACAACCCAUCAUCUAUGGACUCAAAGGCUACCCACGCCAGGAGCCCUGGAGUCGUCGACCAAGACGCAAGAGAUACACCACGAGAUAUUGGCUUCAAAGCGAGAUAGAAGCAUUCGCCGAGUGGAUGGAAAUGACUCCUGCAGAAGACGCUGCGAGAGCAAAGAUUUCCCAAAUCCUGAUUGACUUGGUCCAACAAUCAGAUCCGGGUCUCAAAGCCGAGACAUACGGUUCUCAGUCGACCGGACUUGCAAUGCCAAACUCGGACAUUGACAUUCGUAUUGGAGACAAAACGUCCAAGCGAAUUCCGUACACAGGCGAGCCCAACGAUAAAGCCGCCAAAGCAGCAUGGGCUGCAGGAGCUAUGGCUGAACGGAAAAAACGGAUGGUAUUCCACCUCCGCGUCAUCCAGUCCUUGUUAGCCAAACACGAAGACUUCGCUCAGGUUACAAUCAACGAAGCAGCCUACUUCCCUCUGGUCAUAGCCGUCCACAAACCCACUGGCCUCAAAGUUCAAAUCGUAUCCACAAAAUUCAGCCACGGUGCUCGAGUGGCAACCAAAAAGUACCUCGCCGAGUUCCCACAACUGAAAGCGCUGUUCUUGCUGUUGAAAACCACCUUGAAUCUGCGCGGUCUUUCGGAUCCUUGGUACGGCGGUGUAGGCUCCUACACUCUGUUCAUGAUGUGUGUAGCUUCCUUGAAACACUACAACAAGCAGAAACCGCAACAAACGACAGUUCGCGCAGCCAGCAGUCUGCUCCACUUCCUCGAUUUCUGGACAAAGUUCGAUACCUACCGAGAAGCAUUGAGCAUUGAGCCUUUUGCCAAAUUCCGAANNAGGUGUCAAGACAAGCCCAUGAUGAAAGAGAGGCUAGAAAAGUUAAUGAGGUAUGUUUUUUUUGCUAUUCGUGUUUAUCUUGUUUCACAUGAGACUAACAAUACCUUUACAGNNUCUCUUUGGGCCCGCCACCGCAUCGCCAUUCCCUCCGCCUACAAACCCUGGAUGCUGCACCUCCAAGACCCCGGAGACGCCUACAACGACCUCAGCCGCAGCGCCCUGGCCAUCAAAGACAUAAUAGCAACCUUCAAACAGCUCUACCAUGACCUGCUGUGGGAGAUGGAAGAUCCGAAAAGAAGAGAUGAUGCUACUCCUCUACUCAGAAAGUUUGUCGGUAACAGUGAGAGAUACUUUGACGAGAUGAGGAUCCCGGUGGAUUUGUGGGGUGGUCAGUUUGUUGAGGAGCAGCAGGAGAUGAAAAGUCAAGCUGAGAGUGAGGUGAACGAAGAGGAGACUGCUUACAGAGAGGUCGACGAAGAGGAGGAAUCUCCAGACGCCAUCUCAACUCUACGCUCUAUGUAUGAGCAGACAGGACCCAAGCAAACCGUUUAG